Cherax quadricarinatus is the source of this 8777-nucleotide messenger RNA. Lineage: Eukaryota; Metazoa; Arthropoda; Malacostraca; Decapoda; Parastacidae. The record is from RefSeq and is a predicted model, not a curated record.
ACAGUGUUGUGGAGAUGAAGAGGCAGCAUGUUACCUGUCUACUCUUAUAUAUUACCUAAGUCAUCCUCUCAUGCUAACUACACCAGUCAUUCAUGUACAGGGUAAAAUAUGUGAAAGUUACAUUAGAAUAGCCAGUUCCUAUCAUGAUAGAAGAGAGGUCUAACAUUUGCCGACGCAUUGGGUCUGCACGCUCGGGAGUGUCUAGGGUUGGGUCAGCACGGCCAGGCAGUGGUAGAGUCGGUUCAGCCAGACCUUCCUCAGGCACAUGCCGACCCAAGCUUUACACCGGUCGGCCAUCAUCGGCCCCAAUACCCAGCAGGCCUUCAUCAGCACCUUCCUCAGCACGAACUGGGCCUUAUUCAGUAAGCAGAACAUCUGCUGGGUCUGCUUCUUUCAAGUCGCAUGAUGUAUCACACCUAAACCUGAAGGUGGAAGGAAAAUCGAUCAGAUCUGUAGGGUACACACCACGACGACAUCAGCCAGUAAGCAGAGGCUCAUUGCGGGUAGUAUCUACUCAUGGAUAUUCUGUCGCUGGAAAGAGAAAGCAAUUUUUAAAUUGCCACAAGUCAAGACUGUAUGAAAAACAAGAUUUGGGGAGUGAUUCUGAAGGCUCCAGUGGAAUGGGCUUUGGAAGCACUUACACUCUGCCUUUGUCGGUACAUCAACCUAUAUUAUAUGGAAGUGCUAUAUCAUCUAAACAGCCAUACACUAACAAGGCUGUGGUAGAUUUUGGUGCCACGUUUACGAAAGGGACUAAGGAGGGAUCUUAUGAGGAGAAAAGUUUUGGAAGUACAUACACUUUGAAAAAUGCUGUCAGUGUAACAGCUGGUGGUGAAGAAUUUGAAUUUUCCCAUAGAUCAGCAAGUCGAUCAGAGGAUGGACCAGAGAAGGUAGAUUCUGCUUAUCAUCUACUUGGUAGUGCCUUUUUAAACAAAGAAGCUGCUGUUCAGAGAACAUGUUCAUCUGACAGUCAUGAUACACGUGAUAUCCAUGGCAUGUGUAGUGAUUCCUAUAAUACCAGACCACGUUCACUGAGUAGUAAUAGAUGUAUGGACGGAAGAAUAAGUGGGGAGAGCUCUGAUGAUGUACAACAAAGCCGAAUUAAUGUUGUGAAAAGGGACACAGACACUACUUCCAAUGAUGGCUCAGAAUGCACUGUCAUGAGCCUUGGAAGGAAAAUACAGAUUAUGGCAAGUGGUCAACCAAAGAAGCAAGUGAAUCAUGAUAAUAAGGAUGAAAACUGGGACACAGAAUGGAAACAAUUGCUGAAGCAGAACCACGAGUUACUUUUAAGGUUGUCAAAUAGAGAAGAUUUUCCAUUUCUAGAUAAUACAUCAAGGGUCAGUGGUGGUAAUCCAGUGUCAGUACAUGACAGCGGUGUUCAGACAAGUUUUACUAAAGACUUGGAAGAAAAAGGUCCCUUGGACUGUGCAUUAAAUAUAGACAUACCUGAAACAGUAAAUUACUCUGAAUAUGAUGGAAGUGAUGGUCUUUUAAGUCUUUGUUUGGAAGAUAGACAAACAGAUGAAAAUGAAGAAAAGGGGUCAAUCACAACGUCUGCAAGUCCUGAGUGUGUCCUUGAAGAUAUUAUAGAGGAAUCAAGUUUAAGUGAUAAAUCAUCCCCAAGAACAAUAGUAAAUACUGGUAACCCAGAUAGCUUGGAGGAAACUAAAGUGAAAAGUGAAAGAGAAAUGGAUUCAAUUGAAAAUGCAAGCCAGUCAAACCCAGAGGUUUCUACUACUCAAGGAAUGUUCAAAUAUGACAAUUCUGAAUUUGCAAAUAUACCAUCAGCUGAAAAAAAGGAAAAUUGUCCUAAAUUAUUCUCCAGUUCAACAGAUUUUUCUUGCACGACAAACCUCCCAGCUUAUCACUUGGGUGCAGCUACAACAUAUAUCAUACGUAGUAGAUUCUCUCGAGAAAAGCAGCUUAAGCCACAGCCUUCAAAAGAUUUGUUGGAUGCUCUGCAAAUGCUUGAAGAUGAAGAAAAAAAGAAUAUUGAAGCUCAAGAAAAGGAGUGUGCCUCAACAAACAAAGUUGAUGGUGCAGACGAAUGUGAAACUCAAAUGCCAGUCCAAGGUUCGAGCACAAGUGCAAGUUAUGUGUAUAAUCUUGGAGAAUAUGAGGCAAGCAAUAAGGAGACUUCCAGCUCAGUUCAGAGGUACGGCCGCUCGUAUGCAUUUGGAAUGAACGACUAUUACCAAGACACUCGUGAAGACUUGUUGUACCAGCUGGUGGAAGCCGAGCGACUCCUGGAGCAGAUAUGCAUCCAGGAGGGCAGGAAGGAGGACCCCAAGAAGUCUCCUGACUUGCACACCAAAUGUGAGGACAAAUUGCGCAAGAAACAGGAGGAGUCUGAUGCUAGGAUACAAAAAAAUAUUGAACUGAUUCGUAAGUUAAUGGAUGAUAAAAAGCUGCUGACGGAGCAGUGUGAACAGAUGCAUCGGAGCCAGAGAUUGAUAGAUAAGAAGCAUGCAGAUAAGAUUAAGCUCUUAGAAGAAAAACACUCUAAAGAAAUGAAAAAUCUAAAAGAAAGAAUUGUUGCAUCUGAACAAGAGAAGCGAGAGAAGUGGACUCAGCAGAAAACCAAAGUUAUCAAGGAAACAACAUACCGUGGACUGGAGACAAAGAUGAAAGACCUGAGUGCCAAGCAUCGAGAUGAGGUGAGCCAACUGAAGGCUGAGCACUGGGAAGCCACGAGGCAAAUUGAGGAGAGGUCCAUGAGUCAGCUGCGGAGCCAGGAGGAGGAGCUCAAGAAGAAGUUUGAGCAGGAGAAAGAAGAGGCAUGCAAGAGGGAAAGGGAGCGAGAACAACAGAGACUGGAAUUGGAGCUGCGACAAAGCGAGCAGUUAGCUUUAAGUCGCAUGGAAACAGUUCGCAAGCAGCACGAGAGAGACCUGCGGUCACUCAUUGAGGAUCACCAUCGUACUCUAGAAAGGAUGCACUUGGAAAAUGAAGCUGCACUCAGAGAAACCACUAAAGAGAGAGAGCGACUCAAAGACGAGUAUGAAGACAGGAUAAGAACAUUGAUUCGUAAUCAUGAGGACGAUAUAGCUACACUUCGUCAGAAAGAUGAAAAAAAUCGAUGCGAGUGGCGGGAGCAGUUUAUGAAAGAACACAGUGAGGCUCGCAUGUUAGCUGAGAGGGAGCUGCGAGAAAGACUUAAACGACAGAGGGACAAGGAGAUUGAAAGAGCCAUUAAGGAGAUCCAGCUGGAGACUAGGAACCAUGAGGAGCAAGAACAUAGGACGUUUGAGGCCAAGAUUAAGAAUCUCAGAGAAAGAUAUGACAAUGAACUAAAUGAACUAGAGUCCAGUGAACGAAAUGCUAGAAGUAGGUACUUGGAGAUGAAAUCCAUUCUGGCCCAAAAGGAAGAGGAAAUUGUGUAUCUAAGAGCUCGGCUUCAUACACAAGAUCUGGAACUUUGUGAAUUACAGCAUAUGUUUCGUCCUCCAGAUGACUAACAUCAUUUAGUUAUAACUGGAUGCAUACAGUGAUACUGUAGUGGGGCAGUGGUAUUUUCUGACAUGUUCAUUACUAAAAUACUACCCAGAGUUAUGAUCUUGUACCACUUCUGUGCGAUGUUGAGCGCGUCUUACAUAAUAAGCGUAAGUUUUUUAAUAAUGUUCUUGUAUCAUUUUGUUCAACAUUGUUAUCAUGAUCUAACUGUUUUUUGUUACUUGUUAGUAUUAUUGUAUUAUAAUCAUCAUAAUUACCAUCAAUAUCUGACUCAUCUUGCUAGUAAUUAUCCUUUAAUAAUUAUUUUUGUAAGUUAAUUAAGAGAAAAUACAAAUUUUAGAUUUUUCAACAAAAUGUCAAUACUGCAGUUAUUAUUUGUUCUUCAUGCUAUGUAUAUAAUACAUUGCAGAAAAUAUCCAAAGCUGAGAAGUUUGUCAAUAGUUUUAAGUGUUUAUCCCAGGGACCUCCAAGUAUUAAAUCAGUUUAUAACUCUUUAGUUACAAUGUGCAUGAAACACUUAUUAGUGAGAGGAUAAUAUAAAUACUCUCAAGGCAAAUUAGUCAAUUUCAGUACCAUAUCCAAACACAGAAGUGCUAUUAACACUUGUCUAUGGUACAAACUUGCAUGGUUAAAAUUAAAGAUUUUAAGAAUAUAUAUUUUGGCCUACCAGUGAAACUCUUUUUAGCACUAAAAAGUGUACAAAUUAAAAGUUCAUUAAAUCUCACCUGACAAAAGUUGCAUGGUGUAAAUCAGGUGAACAAACUUAUGUGCAUAAACAAGUAAUUUAGGGCAAGGGUAAUUAUGGUAUUGCCUCCACAGGCCUUGUGAGAUGUUAAAAUGGGUUCUGAAGCAAACAUAACUGUCUUGAGGAUUUUACACAUGUAUAUGCAAUUUGUUCCAUAUCUGAUAGGAGUAUGUUCUCAUUCAGUAUUAUGGGUAUGGUUCUUUAUAUGCUGGAAGAUUGGUAAACUCUCGGUGCAUUUCUAACAAAUGUCUUGUAUCCAGUUAUGCCAGUGAUUCAGCUUCUACCUGUUUAAUUUAUGUAUGAUUGACUGCAUUGUAUGUAAAGGAAUUUAAAUAAACACUAGGCACAUCAAGGGUUAAGUCACUGUUAAAAUUAUAUUUUAAUUAGAAGUUUUCAGCCUACAUGGUUUAAGUACUAUAAAAGUAUUAUAUAAAGGACACUGUUAAUCCAUAAACAUGAGGGCCAGGACCUCUUCUACAAUGUAUAAUUUUUUUAAAUACAUUUCAAAAACUCAACUUGAAAAUUUAAAGAAAUCACAUUUGUAAAAUCUAAAAAAAAAUUGUGGUUUUGCUUCAAAGUUAGCCACCAGACUAGAUCAAGGUGUGAUGGCCCUUAAUAUAUUUGUUUUGGUAAUGCCAUCAGUGUGUUUAGUGUGUUGGAGUGUGAGCAAAGUAACAUUUAUGAAGGGGUUCAGGGAAACCGGCAGGCCGGACUUGAGUCCUGGAGAUGGGAAGUACAGUGCCUGAUACAGUGGAACAACUUCAUUCUUUUCUGUGUGAUUUUUUCAGCAUACAUAUUUGUAUCCAUUCUCUAAUAUGGAGACCAGAAUUAAGAAGCAUAAUCUAAACGAGGCCUUACGAAAGAUAUCUAAAGUUGAAGUAUAAUCUGAGGACUUCUAUUAUUUAUGCUUCUUGAUAUGAAGCCUGGAAUUCUAUUAGCUUUAAUGCAAGCACUUAUGCACUAUUGCCUUGGCUUUAAAUUAUUGCUAAAUAGAAUUCCUAAAACUAUUGGAUUCUGCUUAAUUGGGAUCUACACAUCAAUUAGUUUAUAGGUGCCAUAGUUAUUUUCUUUUCCCAGGAUUAGAUGCUUCCAUUUGUCUACAUUAAUCUGUAUCUGCCACUUCUCCGACCACCACAGCAAGUUUUGGUGUCAUCAGCAAACUUGCUUAUGUUGCUAUUUAUUUGUUUAGUGUGUUGGAGUGUGAGCAAAGUAACAUUUAUGAAGGGGUUCAGGGAAACCGGCAGGCCGGACUUGAGUCCUGGAGAUGGGAAGUACAGUGCCUGCACUCUGAAGGAGGGGUGUUAAUGUUGCAGUUUAAAAACUGUAGUGUAAAGCACCCUUCUGGCAAGACAGUGAUGGAGUGAAUGAUGGUGAAAGUUUUUCUUUUUCGGGCCACCCUGCCUUGGUGGGAGUCGGCCAGUGUGAUAAUAAAUAAAAAUAUUUUCUAUAUAUUUCCUUUAAUGAUAGUGACUUUUUUCUUUUUUGGGUUACCCUGACCCAGUGGGAGACAGCUGGUGUAUUUAAAAAAGAAAAUGUUGGCUGAAACUAUAUAGCUUAAAUUUACUGAAAACAAUAUUUAAGUUUUGUUAAAUGCCUCAUGUAAUUGAAAACAGAUUGUUUCAUAGUAAAUAAGAAAAGAUACAAUAGUGAAAUCUUGUACAGCGCAAGGGUUAUUAUGUUCCUGAAAUUGAUGCUUUGCAAUUUCAUGUUAUGUAAUGUGAAUGAUAUAUCUGAAAAAAGGGGUUAUGUUCAUAACACCUAUAAAGUAAAGUUUUUUAGGUACUUGUUUUAUCAAAAAAUAUUAAAUUUUUAUUAUCUUAUAGGUGUCAUCGAAUGUUGAUCAUGACAUGUAUGUUAUUUACUCAUAACCUAAAUAAAAACUUAUUUAAUAAACUCAAGUAAAGCCUAGGGAAGUUGGUGUUUGAUGACACAGUAUAUCAUUAAUUCCAUCUAGAGAAAAUGGGCAUUGUUUUCUUUUUAAAAGAAAACAUGCAGAGUUAAUACACCAUUAGUGACUAUUAUAAAUUGAAUAGACUUUAUCAGUUAUUAUUAUUCUUAUUAUAACUAAGUGCUAAACUCACAAGGGUCUUAGUGUUCUUAUCAGUUUACAAUAUGCUAAUGAGUAACAAAUAAUUUUAACCACUAAUAAUACAUUAUAGGAUUCUAUCAAUCUUGAUUACCUGUUCAUUCAAGAAAUUCACAAGCACUUUGACACCAAACCAUAUAUUCAUCACUAAUGAAAAAAUUACCAAAGGUUAUGCUCAAGAGUGGCAGUAUGAUCACCAGGAUUGUCAGCUCUAGAAGGGAUGUGCUUUCACCUGAGACUAGGACUAGCACUAAUAAAUUCAUAAAUAAUCUACUAGUUCUACCUGUUCUGAGAAGCAACCUUGCUUCUGCUAGGAGCCUAGUCCAUAAAAAAUUUGCAAGAAACAGUAAUAUGAAACCUCAGUGUAGGUUUUUAUGCUCAACACCCAAUUGAGGUUUACAUAUUAUCUUACAUCACUAAUUGCUGUAUGUUCACUAAGCUUGUUGAAAUGUACUUAUUGACAGCACCAUUAACUACUAAGAUUUUCUGGUACUCUUCUUUUCAUCUUCGGUGUUUAUAGAACAUGGUAUAUUUUUGUGUAUGAAAACAAAGUACAUUAGUUUACUAGUCAAUGUGAUAUACACCAUCUCUUUGGAAAAAAUAUCUACAAGAUAAACUAAAUAUUUUUGCCUCCAUAUAAAAAGAUAAGAAUGGGGGAACACUGUAAUAGGCCUAUUGGGCCAUGCUUAGCUGGUUCAACUCUUAUCCACCCACACCCACUUGAUGUACUUGUCCAACCUGGUUUUUCAAUCUACCCAAAUUUCUUGGUUCACUGAAAAUCUAUCUUCUAAAUUUAAGUUUGUUCACUGUGAAUCCAUUGCCAUGAGUCAUGUUCCAUUUGCACAUUUUAAUCAUAUCCAUUUAAUUCCUUACCUCUUCAGAGGUUGCAAAUAUUCAUGAGUUUUCUGAUACAGUGGAGCAACUUCAUUCUUUUCUGUGUGAUUUUUUCAGCAUACAUAUUUGUAUCCAUUCUCUAAUAUGGAGACCAGAAUUAAGAAGCAUAAUCUAAACGAGGCCUUACGAAAGAUAUCUAAAGUUGAAGUAUAAUCUGAGGACUUCUAUUAUUUAUGCUUCUUGAUAUGAAGCCUGGAAUUCUAUUAGCUUUAAUGCAAGCACUUAUGCACUAUUGCCUUGGCUUUAAAUUAUUGCUAAAUAGAAUUCCUAAAACUAUUGGAUUCUGCUUAAUUGGGAUCUACACAUCAAUUAGUUUAUAGGUGCCAUAGUUAUUUUCUUUUCCCAGGAUUAGAUGCUUCCAUUUGUCUACAUUAAUCUGUAUCUGCCACUUCUCCGACCACCACAGCAAGUUUUGGUGUCAUCAGCAAACUUGCUUAUGUUGUUAUUUAUUCUCUCCCCCCCCCCUGUCAUUUAUGUAUAUUGUGAACAACUUUGGGUGCAGUGCUGACCCUGUUCAACACCACUGGUAAAGGCUCUGUUCCCUUUCGGUCAACCAGUGUCUCAUUCCAUGAGAUUUCUCCUAUUCUGUGUACUGCUGCUUUCUUUAAUAUUCUUGUGUGUGGAACUCUUAUCAAAUGCCUUACUGAAAUCCAUAAGCACAUUACCAUAUACUUUAUCUUGGUCUAAUGCCUCAAAUAUUUUAGUAAAAAUAUAGAAAAGGCUAAUAAAUUUGCAAGGCAUGAACAUCUCUUUGUAAAACCAUGCCAAGAUUCAUAGAUCAAAUUGCAUUUUUGAAGGUGGCUUUGAAUAUUGUCUGCAGUUAUUGAUUCCAUCAACUUUCCUAUAAUUGAAGUUAGACUAAUUUGCCUACAAUUUGAAGCUAAGGACUGAUCACCUGAUUUGUAUAUAAGUAUCAUGUAUGCCAUUUUCCACUUAUCUGGUAUGAAACCAGUUUGUAGUGAUUGUAGUGUAGUGUUUAAGAAACUAGUUAAUGGUUUACUAAGUUUCUCUAAAUCCCUUUAGAACCCUUGUAAACAGUUUGUCAGGUCUUGCUUUGGUUUUAAUCUGUCUGAGGACUAUGAUGCUAGUGAUUUUGAUCUUGCAUAAUUUUUCAUCUUGACUUUUACAAUUUUUAAUAUCUGGGAUUUCAUUUGUGUCCUUUUGUGUGAAGCUUAAAAGAAAAUAUAAUUACUAAAAAUGAGGCAUAUUUCUUUGUCAUUAAGGAAUGUGUACCAUUUUUUAAUCAAGUGAAAUAAAAAAAAAAACAGAAUGCCAGUUAAAAUAUUCGGUUUGUCUUCAUGAAGUGUUUUCUGAAGAGUGAGUUUGUAUCACAAUUUGUGUAUAUUUAAAAUGAUUAUGAUCAAGUAUCUUGACUAAUUAGAGAAGAUAAGAAUUAUAUUUCUUAUUUUUCUGGUCACCCUGCCUUGGUGGGAGACAGCCAUUGUGUUAAAAAAUAAAAAAAAUUAUGGUAACUUAUAUAAGCCAUUAGUGCUACUAGUCAUAUUAGAUUUUAUACCCAUGAUUUUAAUAUAAAUAUUUUAUGUAUAAAAAUAACUUGUAAAUAUAUAAUUCUUUAUAAUAAAGAUUUCUGUUAUA